Molecule: messenger RNA, 3127 nt
Organism: Chinchilla lanigera (long-tailed chinchilla)
Lineage: Eukaryota; Metazoa; Chordata; Mammalia; Rodentia; Chinchillidae
Gene: Znf574
Product: zinc finger protein 574
Exons: 2
Coding region: 193-2886 (897 amino acids)
Cellular component (GO): nucleus
Source: RefSeq, a predicted model, not a curated record
CGGCGGCCGAGGAGGAAGGUGGGAGGGGCGUUGCUGAGGGCUGCCGGGGGUGAGAGCUAGGCUGUGGAGCAGGCGAGAGGAGACGGCGGGAGCUAGAGAGGACGCGGUGUGAAGGUGUCUGUGUGAGGAUAGCCGCGGCCCGGUUCUAAAGUGUUCGAGACAGCUGAGGCGGGUGAGGGCCUUGAUGCUGCCAUGACUGAAGAAUCAGAAGAGACGGUCCUGUACAUUGAGCAUCGUUAUGUCUGCUCUGAGUGCAAUCAGCUGUAUGGAUCCCUGGAGGAGGUGCUCGUGCACCAGAACUCCCAUGUGCCCCAGCAGCACUUUGAGCUAGUGGGUGUGGCUGAACCUGGUGUCACUGUCGCCACAGAGGCAGCUUCAGGCACAGGCCUGUAUCAGACUUUAGUACAGGAGAGUCAGUACCAGUGCCUAGAGUGUGGGCAGCUGCUGAUGUCACCCAGCCAGCUUCUGGAGCACCAGGAGCUGCACCUGAAGAUGAUGGCACCCCAGGAGGCAGUGCCAGCUGAGCCGCCACCCAAGGUACCUUCCCUGAGCUCCAGCACCAUCCACUAUGAAUGUGUGGAUUGCAAGGCUCUGUUUGCUAGCCAGGAACUCUGGCUGAGCCACCGGCAGACCCACCUCCGAACCACACCUACCAAGGCUCCUACCCCAGUGGUCUUGGGGUCUCCAGUUGUCCUAGGUCCCCCUGUUGGUCAGGCUCGUGUGGCUGUGGAGCACUCUUACCGAAAGGCAGAAGAGGGUGGGGAAGGGGCAGCUAUCCCAUCUGCAGCUGCCACCACCACUGAGGUAGUGACUGAGGUGGAGCUGCUUCUCUAUAAAUGCUCUGAGUGUUCCCAGCUCUUCCAGCUGCCAGCUGACUUCCUGGAGCAUCAGGCCACCCACUUUCCUGCUCCUGCCCCAGAAUCUGAGGAGCCUGCCUUACAGCCAGAGACCCUCACUCCAUCGCCUGUAGAGGUACCUGUGUCUCAGCCUGACCCUAUGCCAGCCUCUGACCACAGUUAUGAGCUGCGCAAUGGUGAAGCCAUCGGAAGAGAUCGCCGUGGACGCAGGCCACGGAGGAACAACAGUGGAGAGCCAGGCGGGACAGCCGCCCAGGAACUCUUUUGCUCGGCCUGUGACCAGCUCUUUCUCUCACCCCACCAGCUUCAGCAGCACCUGCGGAGUCACCGAGAGGGUGUCUUUAAGUGCCCCUUGUGCAGUCGUGUCUUUCCCAGCCCUUCUAGUCUGGACCAGCACCUUGGAGACCACAGUAGUGAGUCCCACUUCCUGUGUGUAGACUGUGGUCUGGCCUUUGGUACAGAGGCUCUCCUCCUGGCCCACCGACGAGCCCAUACCCCAAAUCCUUUGCAUUCAUGUCCAUGUGGAAAGACCUUUGUAAACCUCACCAAGUUUCUUUAUCACCGGCGUACCCAUGGAGCAGGGGGUGUCCCUCUGCCUACGACACCAGUCCCACCAGAGGAGCCUGUCAUCAGUUUUCCUGAGCCAGCGCCAGCAGAGACUGGAGAGCCAGAGGCCCCCGAACCCCCGAUGUCUGAGGAGAGCUCAGCAGAACCUGCUGCCUCUGGCACCUAUCGUUGCCUCCUGUGCAGCCGUGAAUUUGGCAAGGCAUUACAGCUGACCCGGCACCAGCGCUUUGUGCACCGCCUGGAGAGGCGCCAUAAAUGCAGCAUUUGUGGCAAGAUGUUCAAGAAGAAGUCUCAUGUGCGUAACCAUCUACGUACCCACACGGGGGAGCGCCCCUUUCCCUGCCCGGACUGCUCCAAGCCUUUCAAUUCACCGGCCAACCUCGCCCGUCACCGGCUCACGCACACAGGGGAACGUCCCUACCGGUGUGGGGACUGUGGCAAGGCUUUCACACAAAGCUCCACACUGAGGCAGCACCGCCUGGUGCAUGCCCAGCACUUCCCCUACCGCUGCCAGGAAUGCGGGGUGCGUUUUCAUCGUCCCUAUCGCCUGCUCAUGCACCGCUACCACCACACAGGCGAGUACCCCUACAAGUGUCGUGAGUGCCCACGCUCCUUCUUGCUGCGCCGGCUACUAGAGGUGCACCAGCUUGUGGCUCACGCUGGGCGCCAGCCUCACCGCUGCCCGUCUUGCGGAGCAGCCUUCCCCUCUUCACUACGGCUUCGAGAGCACCGCUGUGCAGCAGCUGCCGCCCAAGCCCCACAGCGCUUUGAGUGUGGGACCUGUGGCAAGAAAGUGGGCUCAGCCGCUCGGCUGCAGGCACAUGAGGCAGCGCAUGCAGCUGCUGGCCCUGGAGAGGUGCUGGCUAAGGAGCCCCCAGCUCCUAGGGCUCCGAGGGCCACUCGCACACCAGUCACUGCCUCCCCAACAGCCCCUGGAGGUGCUGCCACCACAGCCCCUGCAGCUCCUGCUCGACGCCGGGGCUUGGAGUGCAGCGAGUGCAAGAAGCUCUUUAGCACAGAGACAUCGUUGCAGGUACACCGACGCAUCCACACAGGCGAGCGACCAUAUCCGUGUCCAGACUGUGGUAAGGCCUUCCGUCAAAGUACUCACCUGAAAGACCACCGGCGUCUGCACACAGGUGAGCGGCCCUUUGCCUGUGAAGUGUGUGGCAAGGCCUUUGCUAUCUCCAUGCGCCUGGCAGAACAUCGCCGGAUCCACACUGGUGAACGGCCCUACUCCUGCCCUGACUGUGGCAAGAGCUACCGUUCCUUCUCUAACCUCUGGAAGCAUCGCAAGACCCACCAGCAGCAGCAUCAGGCAGCUGUGCAGCAGCAGCUGGCAGAGGCAGAAGCAGCUGUUGGCCUGGCUGUGAUGGAGACUGCAGUGGAAGCACUGCCUUUGGUGGAAGCCAUUGAGAUCUACCCUCUGGCUGAGACUGACGGGGUUCAGAUCAGUGGCUGAGUGUCCCGUUCGGCGCUUCCGCAGCCGUGCCCUGUUGCCGAAGGCCCUCCUCUAAUGUCCCCGUAAGCCUCUGUACAUAUUGUGCCCCUUCCUCCUCCCUGCCUACUGCCGUGUAAGUUCUAAAAUUGGAUCUAUUCUAUUUUCAGAAGGGGGUGCUCUGGGGUCCUUGUUAUGCUUAAAGGUGCCCCCCACCCCACCUGGUGGCCGCAAAGUGAAGUCAAUAAAGACUAAGUUGAACAUU